CAGGAGGAGGAGCAGGAGGAGCAGGUCGAGUUGCAGUCCUCCAGUGUGGAGAUCAUAGAUCCUGAUGGAAGAAUAAAGCCAUCAAAUCCCUUACAGGAGAUGUUUUUCAGGAGGGCCUCUCAGGAAGAUCCAAGCCAGGACACCUCAGAAGAGAAACAUAGAAUGGAUUUUUCCGAUCUUUAUGAUGGAGCUGAAACUGUGGUUGAACCUCCAAACCAAGAGGCUGUUGUGUCCUUCAAGGAAGUAGCUGUGUAUUUCUCUAAGGAGGAGUGGUCUCAGCUGGAUCCUGACCAAAGAGCACUGCAUUGGGAAGUCAUGCUGGAAAAUUACAGGAACGUGGCCUUUCUGGAUAAUAACGGCCAGGGGAACCAGGAUUUCUGUGAACUGUUCCAAGUGAUCAAUGCUGGAAAGGAAAUAGAGGAGCCUGCAAUUCAAAUGCAACUGGAAACCUAUGAGAGAAACCCGUCAGAAAAUUGGAAUUCGGAAAGCUCGUCUUCCAUUGAUGCUCAGAUGCAAAACAUUCUUGUCCCAGGAGACAGAAUAGAUAAAGAAUAUAUUGGGAACUCUGGGAAGCUAAAUGAAGGUGUAUUCGAUGCCAAUGAAGAAUAUCAAAUUAAAGAAGAGGACGAUCUAUUCAGAGAUGAUGGAGAAACUUUGACUUUCACUCUUUCUCAUGAAAAUAUUUCUCUUGCAUCGCAAAAAUGGAGUCACGCAGAGGAGAAGCCGUUUAAAUGUUUGGUAUGUGGAAAAGGCUUCAGAAGAAUCGGCCAUCUUAAUUCCCAUCGCAAGAUCCACACAGGGGAGAAGCCAUACAAAUGCAUGGAGUGCGGGAAGGACUUUAGGGGAAAGCGUGAACUUAUUUCCCAUAAAAGGAUCCACACAGGGGAAAAGCCAUAUAAAUGCAUGGAGUGCGGAGAAACCUUUGCUCAGAGCAGCCAUCUUACAAGUCACAAACGGAUCCACACAGGGGAGAAACCCUACAAAUGCAUGGUGUGUGGAAACGGUUUCACGACAAGCAGUUCUCUUACUCGCCACAAGAGAGUCCACACAGGGGAGAAGCCGUACAACUGCAGGCAGUGUGGAAAGUCUUUUGCUCAAAGCGGAUCCCUUGCUUCCCAUAUUAGGACCCACGCACGAGAGAAGGAGCAUAAAUGCGUGGUAUGCGGAAAGAGCUUUAGCACUAUCAGUUAUCUGAUUUGCCACACCCGUAUCCACAGUGGGGAGAGGCCCUAUAAAUGCAUGGAGUGUGGAAUGACCUUUGUUCAGAGCCGUUAUCUCCUUUCCCAUAAAAGGAAACACACGGGGGAGAAGCCAUAUAAAUGUAUCGAGUGCGGAAAGUGUUUCAGUGAACGCAGUUCCUUUCUUUCCCAUAAGAAGAUUCACACGGGGGAGAAGCCCUUUAAAUGCAUGGAGUGUGGAAAGACCUUUCUGGAAAACCGCUAUCUGAUUUUCCACAAGAGGAAACACACAGGGGAGAAACCCUAUAAGUGCAUGAAGUGUGGAAAGACCUUCACUCGGGUCAGUACCCUGAAUUCCCAUAACAGGAUCCACACAGGGGAAAGACCAUAUAAAUGCAUGGAAUGUGGAAGGGACUUUAGAUGGUACAGUGAGUUUACUGCCCAUAACAGGGUACAUAUGGGAAAAGCUACGUACAUGCAUGCGGUGUGGAAUGAGCUUUGCUCGGAGGAGUACUCUUACCUCACAUAAGACCCACAUGGGAAAAACCAUAUAAUUGCAUGGAAUGUGAAAGGGGCUUUAGAUGGAUUAGUUUUUCAUAAAAGGAUGCUUGCAAAGGGAGGAGCUUUAUGAAUGUAUGGAAUGUGGAAAGAUCUUUGCUCGGAGCAGAUAUGACUUUGCAACAGGAGAUCUAGAUGGACGAAAUCAAAUAAUUUCAUGCAAUGCACAAAUAGCUUUAACUAAGACCAGUCAUCUUACCUGCUGUAAGAGGAACCACAUGGGGGAAGCCAUAUCAAUGCAGGGAAUGUGAGAAGAGCCUGGAUUUGAAGAGUCAUCUAAAAUCACUUGCAAGGAUCUACUUGGGCAAUAAUCCAUAUAAAUGAUAUGUCUCUUUCAGUACACCUGCAUAUCUUGCCUUUCCGGUCCAAACAAGACAAGGAAUCCUAAUUCCUGAUUGCGACUUUUGAGAAGUAGCAAAUUCCAAGGCCGAAAUGAGGAUCAGUGAAGAUACAGGUCAUAUUUCUCAUUAAAGGAGAUGGGAAGGCCUACAGUUGCAUAUGAACAGCCUUUUCUCCUGUGAGCGAUUCGAGGCCUGCUUUGCUAGGGAAUGUCAAGGGUACGACCAAAGCUAAUAGGCAUUGCAUUUCUUUUUUUUUUUUGUUUAGUUUGUAUGGCUGCCUAACUCAACCUAGCGACUCUGAGAAGCUUAGAAGUCUUAACAUUUUAAAACCAUUUAAAAGACGUUAAAAUAAUAAAACACCCACAAAACAUUUACCUGUAACCUUAGAUUAAAUCAAAUAUAUAAUGAU
This is a messenger RNA of Thamnophis elegans (Western terrestrial garter snake), 2486 nucleotides long. Its product is annotated as zinc finger protein 660-like. NCBI's taxonomy places the organism in Eukaryota, Metazoa, Chordata, Lepidosauria, Squamata, Natricidae. The record is from RefSeq and is a predicted model, not a curated record. The transcript is spliced from 5 exons. The coding region runs from base 100 to 1707 and encodes 535 amino acids. Gene Ontology annotation, biological process: regulation of immune system process; negative regulation of transcription by RNA polymerase II; regulation of cytokine production.